AAUUGAUUCAUGGAAUAAAAGAAUUUCUAAACUUGAAGAAGCGGAUAAUGAUCAUUUAGCCAGAUAUAAAAAGCUGGAAGAAUUGAGUACUAGCUGGUAUAAAGAUAUUAAAAAGCUUGAAGAUAUUGUUAAUCGUGAUCAGAAAAAAAGAUGCAUAUGUCAAGAUAAUGGAAUUUUCCUACUUGAGGUAUGGUAUGAUGAAAAAUCAGAAAUUGUUAUUCUGGAAAGGAUACAAAAAAUCAAGAAUUUCGUUAAUCAAGCUUCCAAAAUUUUCGAUCUAUAA
Diversispora eburnea is the source of this 283-nucleotide messenger RNA. The record is from the annotation of a GenBank genome assembly. Lineage: Eukaryota; Fungi; Glomeromycota; Glomeromycetes; Diversisporales; Diversisporaceae.